GAACAAACGCAUUGCGCACAGUGGGGCAAGCUAUGCGAAUUGGAGAACUGAGAGCUAACGGAAAUUGGCACUUGGCGGCGGAGUAAACAGCAGAGUUCGCACCACGGCGCUCGCAUCGCUGACGUCAUCGACGCGCUCGGCAAAGGCAAAGUCGAAGCAGCAGCGGAAGGAGUGCAUAAGCUGAGGCAGAGCGAGGGAGAGGACAGCGAGCGUGAGAGCGGGAGCGGGAGAGGGAGAGGGGCAGUCACUGUCACAGUUGCCCGCACAACAGAAGCAACAACAGACGCAGCUACUACGAUAAGCCGCCAAGCUGAGAGCAUCGCAGCAUCGGCGCUCACGAGUCGAGCUCGAAUUGCAAGUGGAAGCCGAAGUCGAAGUCGAAGUCGAAGUCGAAGUCGAACUGAAGCUCGGAUAAGGCAGUGCAAUGGAGGCAAGGGCGAGCGCUAGGCCAGUGACGCCCGGAACACCGGACUCGGCGCACUUGAUGAUUGGCGCAGCUGGCUACGUGGCCCACGAGCGGAGGCACCAGCCCAAGCGACUGAUGAACUGUUUUCGAGAUCGUUCGACCUCCACGUCGUCGUCGUCGUCGCCCUCGACGGCUGCGCACUAUGGGCGCGCGCACAGCUCCACAUCGGCGGCGCUGCUGCGGCUGGAGGCGGGCGCGGGCUCGAACUGUACGCUGGAUCAGGCGGGCCUCGCCGUCGGCGCUGGUCGCCCGGAGGCCGUCGUCCUGCUACGCGAGCUGCGCACCAAGCCGAACAAAUUGACGCUGCUGAAGAGCAGCAGCACGCGAGAUCUGACACGGCUGCUGCUGGACGAGUCGUCGGCGGGCACGACAGCGGUGCUCGUGUCCAAUGGCAGCCUGGACGUGUGCUCCUCCGGCAACUCCUCGGCGGGCAGUCCGCGCAACGGCAGCCGCGAGUGCUGCUCGGUGUGCGGCAAGCGCUGGCAGCAUCUAAAGCAGCGCAUGCACACGCUGGAGCAGGAUCUGCAGGCGCAGACGAGCUACAGCCAGGAGCUGGAGCAGAAGCUGGCCGAGAUGAGUCGCCAGCUGACAGAGCUGCAGCAGCAUCAGCAGCAGCAGGAGAAGCGACUAGCGGCAGCCGCUGCAACUGCAGCUGCACCGCCAGCAGGAGUACCUGGCAAACGGCAGGGCGGCACACCUGUCCGCCCCUCCCGGCUGGUCGCCUGGAUGAACCUGGCCAACUGGUGGAAGAGCCGGCCCAGCGUGGAGACGCUGCGCGAGCAGCGCAUCUUCUUCGACGAGCCCUGCUUCGACACGGAACUGGAGCUGGUGCUCAAGCACGAGCAUCAUCGCACCGUUCCACGCAUUGUGAUCGACUGCUGUGACCUGAUCGAGCAGAAGUAUCGACGCUCCGCCCAGCCCGUGGAGGGCAUCUAUCGGCAGUGCGGCGACUACAAUAAGAUCCAAACGCUGCGCUUCAACAUCGAUGCCAACGACUACGAUGCACUGCGUCAGCCCAACGUCGACAUACACACACUCACCGGCGUACUAAAGCUAUUUCUGCGCGAGAUCAAGAGCCCUCUGAUCAGUGUCAACGAGGCCAAAACCUUUAUUGGCCCGCCCAAUCAGUGGCUGCUCACCGAUCUGAACCAGAAGCUGGAGAUACUCAAGAGACUGAUGCGCUCGCUGCCGGAGAUCAAUCGCGACACCUUGGACUAUCUCUUUGGCCACUUCAAUCGAUUGACCAAGGUGCCGCUGCAGCAAAUAAGCGCCGAAACGCUAUCGAUAUCGAUAACACCAUCGAUAUUUCACACUGUGCCACAGGGCGUGCACAUGAAUGACAUACAGGCGCUGCUUCGCGAAGGCGAAACUCUGGCCGACUGCGUGAACCUGAUGAUCGAGUACCAUGCGCGCAUAUUCGAAUGCACGGCCGAUCGAGGAUUAAAGCGUCUCAGCGUGCGAAAUCUGAAGAAGACGCUCUCCCAGCCGGAUUUACUAUUUCAUAAUAUAUUCUGAUAAACCAAUUAACCGGACACUUUGAGCUUAACGUGACCCCAAAUACGUUAAACGUAUAACAAUUAUUGUAAAUAUUCCACAUAUGAUUUUAUAUACUGUAAAUAUUCGUAAUAUAUAUAUACAUA
This is a messenger RNA of Drosophila navojoa, 2106 nucleotides long. It is a transcript of the gene RhoGAP16F, whose product is annotated as Rho GTPase activating protein at 16F. Gene Ontology annotation, biological process: signal transduction; regulation of GTPase activity. Gene Ontology annotation, cellular component: cytoplasm. The record is from RefSeq and is a predicted model, not a curated record. NCBI's taxonomy places the organism in Eukaryota, Metazoa, Arthropoda, Insecta, Diptera, Drosophilidae.